Molecule: messenger RNA, 1926 nt
Organism: Trichechus manatus latirostris (Florida manatee)
Lineage: Eukaryota; Metazoa; Chordata; Mammalia; Sirenia; Trichechidae
Gene: SYP
Product: synaptophysin
Exons: 7
Coding region: 11-946 (311 amino acids)
Biological process (GO): regulation of neuronal synaptic plasticity
Cellular component (GO): presynaptic active zone; synaptic vesicle; synaptic vesicle membrane
Source: RefSeq, a predicted model, not a curated record
CGCAUUGCUGAUGCUGCUGCUGGCCGACAUGGACGUGGUGAAUCAGCUGGUGGCCGGGGGUCAGUUUCGGGUGGUCAAGGAGCCCCUCGGUUUCGUGAAGGUGCUGCAGUGGGUCUUUGCCAUCUUCGCCUUUGCCACAUGUGGCAGCUACAGUGGGGAGCUCCGGCUGAGUGUGGAAUGUGCCAACAAGACCGAGAGUGACCUCAGCAUCGAGGUCGAGUUCGAGUACCCCUUCAGGCUGCACCAAGUGUACUUCGACGCACCCACCUGCCGAGGGGGCACCACUAAGGUCUUCCUAGUGGGGGACUACUCCUCGUCAGCCGAAUUCUUUGUCACAGUGGCUGUGUUUGCCUUUCUCUACUCCAUGGGGGCUCUGGCCACCUACAUCUUUCUGCAGAACAAGUACCGAGAGAACAACAAAGGGCCCAUGCUGGACUUUCUGGCCACAGCAGUGUUUGCCUUCAUGUGGCUGGUUAGCUCAUCGGCAUGGGCCAAGGGGCUGUCAGACGUGAAGAUGGCCACAGACCCAGAGAACAUUAUCAAGGAGAUGACUGUCUGCCGCCAGGCGGGGAGCACAUGCAAGGAGCUGAGGGACCCUGUGACCUCUGGCCUCAACACCUCAGUGGUGUUUGGCUUCUUGAACUUGGUGCUCUGGGUCGGCAACCUGUGGUUCGUGUUCAAGGAGACAGGCUGGGCCGCCCCGUUCCUGCGCGCGCCCCCUGGCGCCCCCGAGAAGCAGCCGGCGCCCGGGGACGCCUACGGCGAGGCGGGCUACGGGCAGGGCCCCAGCGGGUACGGGCCCCAGGAUUCGUAUGGGCCCCAAGGCGGCUACCAACCCGAUUACGGGCAGCCCGCCGGCAGUAGCGGCUAUGCGCCCCAGGCCGACUAUGGGCAGCAAGGCUACGGCCCGCAGGGUGCGCCCACCUCCUUCUCCAAUCAGAUGUAACCUGGUCAGUACAACCCAGGAGGACCCACGGGUGGGCAACAGUUCAGGAGAAGGCCUGCCCCCCUCCCCACCCCACACCCUAGGUCUCCACCCCUCAAGUUAGGAGACUCUGUCUUUGCUGUUUAUAUAUAUAUAUAUAUAUAUAUAUAUAUUUCUGUCUGAACCCUGCUGUCACUCCACUGUUCCCCAUGCAUUAGGGGCCCGGUCUUGAGUGGGCCCCUCUCUUAACCCUGUCCCUUCCCCUGUAUUCCUCAGCCCCUCUCUGCUCCCCAACCCUGUCCCCUGAGGUUGGGGGCUCUGGAAGGGGACAGGGAGGGGACAGACCUUGGCUGCGUGGGGAAGGUGAGUGUAACUUCAGGCUCUCUCCCCUCUCUCCCUCCCUUUCUCCCAACUCUGGCCUUGGUUCUUCCAGCAAUGCCUGAACAGGGGCCAUUAGGGGAAAUUCAACCCUGAGAGUGGGAAAAAGGCAGAGACUGGGGAGGGGGCUUGGGGUGGAGAGGACAACUUGGGACCCAAGGGUGGUCUUGGAGGGAAGCUCUGGAGGGGAGGGGACUAGUUAGCAGGGGAUUUGGGUUCCACAUAUACUGGAGUCUAAAGAAGAGGGGCACCCUAGAGCAUUCUGGUGGCAAGGCUUGGAAGGAGUCUGAAGGUGUGGUUUGAGAAGGGGUGGGGCUUUAGAGUAGGACUCUGUUCAAUGGAAGGGGUGUGACUUGGGACUCUGAAGGUGGCUUGGAAGAAGUCUGAGGGAGUGCUUCUAGAGGGGUAGGGCUUGAAUCAGCAGUAGGUGAGGCUCCAGAGUAGAGAGGACUUGGACUGGAACCAUAGUCUAUGGAAGGGGUGUGGCUUGGAACAUACAGCAGGCUGAGCUUGAUUCUAAAGGGGGCAGAUCUUGAGCAAGACAAGAAGCGGAAUUCAGGAAGGGGCCACACACACCUGGGGUGACGGUCAUGGUCAUGGUCUAGAUGGACAGGGGCUUAGAG